AUGUUCAUUCAUGACGCCCAAGCAUCUGUCAUGCGAUCCAUAAAUUCACUUAUCUCUCACAUGGAGCUGGAUCUCCCUAUGCCCUUCUCACGCAAAAUUUGGGAUGCGAAGACCGCCGCUCAAUGGAGGUCCGUAUAUCUCCAAGAGGUUCCAAAAAAGACAUCUCCCAUACCAUCGUUGGCCACCAGCUUGCAAAAUAUCUCCAGUCUCAGCCGUUUCCCUCGUCAUGGUGAUUUUCGAUUAGCCGCACUAGCAAUUGUCCACGGCAUGUCAACGAUGGUAUCUGACUGCAACCAACCACGUCACGGACUAUCCGGCCAGUGGAGCGCGCUGGUCCUGAAUUUAUGGCAGCAAGAACUACUGCAGGUUCUGGAGCAAUUUGAAAUUGUUGCAGUUGAGCCCCUACAGCGCCUGACCCCGGCCAUUCCGCUUAUCUACCAAACCGUCUCACUUUCGUUAUACCUGCCACUGGGUAUCCUUGAGACCUUUUCGGGGAAAGAUGGUGAAAAACGGUCAUCUGAAAUCUACCAGUUAUUUAUUCGACGAAUCAGUGCGUCCAAUCUGCGACAGGCAAGCUGGCAUGCUGGUCAGGUUCUGCGCAUCGCAAGAUCUAUGCCUUCUGGGUCACUUACUGGGUUUUGUGCUACCUGCGUCUAUUUUUCUGCGCUUGCAUUGUGGUCGCUGAGCACCAUAAUCUCGUCGAGCGAUCUGACUUUAGAUGCCGGAAACGAUGAUGAUGAAACCGUGUUUCUCUUGGAUGGCGAAAGUGACAGCGCUGCACUGCGUCGAUUCACACUCUUUGGGCAGGGAACCCCGGCCAUAUCAUCUUUUAAUCAACAUAUACCCUUGAACGAUCGAGCGGGGGUCAUGCGCUUCUUUCAACAAUUGCUACGCUUGAAGUAUCAUGGAGGCAACUCUGAUCAGCAAACGAGGGCUUUGAAUAAUGCGUUCUCCGUGCUGGGAAAUACUUACUCCUCUACUAUUCGAGGGCAACGGAAGAGGAAGAAUUCGGAAAAUUGA
Molecule: messenger RNA, 1020 nt
Organism: Penicillium digitatum Pd1
Lineage: Eukaryota; Fungi; Ascomycota; Eurotiomycetes; Eurotiales; Aspergillaceae
Product: C6 and C2H2 transcription factor
Biological process (GO): DNA-templated transcription
Molecular function (GO): DNA binding; zinc ion binding
Source: RefSeq, a predicted model, not a curated record